Molecule: messenger RNA, 274 nt
Organism: Propithecus coquereli (Coquerel's sifaka)
Lineage: Eukaryota; Metazoa; Chordata; Mammalia; Primates; Indriidae
Product: protein CASC2, isoform 3-like
Exons: 2
Coding region: 23-274 (83 amino acids)
Source: RefSeq, a predicted model, not a curated record
AAAAUGUGUGACACAUGAGACGAUGCAUCCUCAUCUGUUCAGGGAAAGAGGUGCAAAUCCACAUCCACACAGAACUGCUGGAGAAAAAAUAUACAUCCAUGUCUCUGAAAAGCAACUUAUUCUCUGGAGACUGAAGGAGUCAUCUACACAGCACAAUUCUGGGGACAUCAAAGGCAUGAAGCAUUUCAGAUGUGCUUUUAGGCAGAGGCGGACCUUCUGUUUGGACCCGGCCAACCAUCCAUGGGUUGUUACAAUUAAUCCUGCCGAGUGUUAG